AUGGUCAUGUUGACUAGUCACCAGCAGCCACUCCAUGGGUCAAGGUCGGCCAGUGAGACAGUGGGGGAUAAGCUUCAUCGUCGAAAGGAAAACAACCCGGAUCACCAGCUAAGGCCCCUAAAUGAUCCCGCAACAGUAUCGGUGGCUGAACUGCAACUGCUAGCACUCGCCGGACUCCGACUGCUGCCCGGCCGCCGCCGCUGGCAGCACCCGCUUCCUCUUCUUCUUCUCGUAGCUGACCCCUCUGGCCCGGGACUGCAGGUCCCGCACCUCCCGCAGGUACAGCCUCACCGCGCGGGCCCCGAACGGGUUCGACUCGGGCGGGCCGCCCCCGUUUUCCUCAUAGGCGGCCCGGAGUCGGCCCACGAGGGCGUCGAGGCUGCCCCACGCCUGCCUGAGCGGACAGGGGCAGGGCGCUGGCGGGUCGGGCUGGCCGAAAAACGGGCAGCCGGGCACGUGGACCUUGGUCUUCCCGAACUGGUCGAGGUAGCGGAGGAACUCGAGCACGUGGGCCCCACUGCAGCGGCCGAGGUCGAGGGGCGGCCGGUGGUUGCGGAGGUACUGCCCGAACGUGUUCCAGUCACGCCGCUUUUGGCUUUCGUACCGGCUUGGGGCGGCGGCCCCCGGCCGUCGGAUUUUCGGAUCAAUUGUUGUUGGAUCAAGGUUGAUUGA
Molecule: messenger RNA, 672 nt
Organism: Striga asiatica
Lineage: Eukaryota; Viridiplantae; Streptophyta; Magnoliopsida; Lamiales; Orobanchaceae
Source: the annotation of a GenBank genome assembly